GUUUAGUACUUACAUUUCCGUGCAGAGAGUUACAUAUAAUUACAGAAAAUGACAAAAGACUUACAAAAUAAAACUAUUGUGAUAACUGGAGGUGCUGUGGGCAUUGGAUACGCAAUCGCCGAGAGCUUCUUACAAAAGAAUCCUAAAGUGGUCAUUAUUUUGGAUGUCAAUGAAGACUUUGGAGCUGACGCUAUCAAGAAACUUUCUGCUCAAUACGGCGAAGAGAAAGCUGUUUUCUUAAAAUGUAAUGUUAUAACAGAUAUUGAAGUGAUAUUCAACCGAAUCAUAGAAGACUACAGUACCGUCGAUGUGCUUGUAAACAACGCGGGAAUGUUAAACGAUUCAGCAUUCAAAAAAACUAUCGAUAUAAACGUGACUGCUCUAAUAGAAUGGUCCUUGAAGUUUUGGGAACACAUGAGGAAGGACAAAUCUGGAAAAGGAGGUACUAUAAUAAACAUGGCUUCGAUAUAUGGAUACGUAAUAGACCCUUACGUGCCUGUAUAUCACGCUUCAAAAUUUGCUGUAAUGGGAUUUACGAAAUCAUUAGGACAUGUUAACAACUUUACUAAAUUUGGCGUGAGGGUGGUGGCUAUUUGUCCUGGCUUCACUACGACUGUCUUAGCAAGAGAUAUGAUAACAUGGACUCCUGAUGUAAUGGAAGAGUUCAAUGCUUACGCAAAAGAGCAGCCGUGGCAAAACCCUGAGGCAGUGGGCAAGGCAACAGUGGAAGUCUUUGAGAACGCCAACAGCGGCACGGCAUGGCGCAUUAUUGGGGCACAACCCAUAAUUCAAGUAUAAAAUUUU
Papilio xuthus (Asian swallowtail) is the source of this 804-nucleotide messenger RNA. Its product is annotated as 15-hydroxyprostaglandin dehydrogenase [NAD(+)]-like. Gene Ontology annotation, molecular function: oxidoreductase activity, acting on the CH-OH group of donors, NAD or NADP as acceptor. The transcript has a single exon. NCBI's taxonomy places the organism in Eukaryota, Metazoa, Arthropoda, Insecta, Lepidoptera, Papilionidae. Gene Ontology annotation, cellular component: cytoplasm. The record is from RefSeq and is a predicted model, not a curated record. The coding region runs from base 49 to 798 and encodes 249 amino acids.